AUGGGUAAAAAUAUCGUCGUAUUGUGUGAUGGUAUUUUGGCUGGUUCGAAUUCCAGAACUAACGUUUAUGCAUUAUAUAAGGAAUUACUUGAGAAAAAACACAAACAACAUGUUACAUAUAUAAACGGGGUUGGAAACGGAAAAGUGCCCCCGAAUUUUAUCAGAAACGGAGCGGCAGCUAUAAUUCUCGACAAAAAAAUCAAAGAAGGUUACAGAUAUAUAAUUAAUCAUUAUAAUCCUGGUGAUGAUAUAUGGCUAUUUGGUUUUAGUAAUGGUGCCUACAUUGUUAGAUGUAUUGCUGGAAUGAUACGUAAUUGUGGAAUAUUAAAACUUGAUCGGAUUAUUACACCUGAAAUUGAUAAACGUAUUGAUCUAGCUUAUGAUAUUUAUCGUAAUCGAGAUAUGAUUUAUCACCCGGAUGGAAGUGGUUCUUAUGAUUUCAAAAAGUCAUUCAGUUAUCCUGAUUCUGAAAAACCAAUUAUAAAAUUUCUCGGACUUUGGGAUACUGUUGGUAUUCAUGGUUUACCCGGUUACGUAAUGGAAAGUCUUAAAUAUUUGGAAUUUUAUGAUAUGACUGUAUCUCGUAUAGUUAAUUUUGCAUGUCAAGCUUUAGCCAUUCAUGAAAAUGCUUAUUUAUUGGAACCUUAUCGUAUACUUCCAAAUAGUUCUGGUACGGUUACUAUCAAAGAAACUUGGUUUCCUGGUAUACAUGAUGAAAUAGGAGGUGGAAUUGGUGGUAAUAAAAGAAUAUCUAAAGCAACUAUUUUAUGGAUGAUAGAAUAUAUCGUACAAGUUGGAGGUUUAUUAAUGUAUAAUGAUAUUGAGACUUAUCGUGUUCGUUUCUCUCCAGAUUCUGGACCUUCUUGGAACAUAAGAAAUCUUUUAUUCGAUCGUAAAAAUGACACUAUCCCAAAGUUUAUGUUAAUGGAUAGAAUUAUUCCAUUAGAAUUAGAUCCUAGUAAAAAAUGUCUAAGAAAAGAUUUACUUUAUAGAGAUGGUGACUGGUUAAUUCCAUUUGAUACUAGAUCUCGUCUAAUUACUCAAUAUGCUUCAAAUACAUAUGAAGAAUUACGUAAAAUUAUGGAAAAAAAGGAUAUUAGUUUGUAUAACAAUAUAAAAUAUGAUAAAGAUGAGAAGGAACUCGAAAAGUCUCGUUUAGCUCGUUUAUAA
This is a messenger RNA of Rhizophagus irregularis DAOM 181602=DAOM 197198, 1170 nucleotides long. RefSeq lists its product as uncharacterized. The record is from RefSeq and is a predicted model, not a curated record. NCBI's taxonomy places the organism in Eukaryota, Fungi, Glomeromycota, Glomeromycetes, Glomerales, Glomeraceae.